AUGGCUUCGCAGGCCACCAACACCCAACUUGAGGCCGCCGCAAAUUUCACAAGACCUCUUUCUAUAUCGACUCUUUCGAUAAACACGGCGGCCGCGCAACAGAACCUGCCAUUAUUCACUCGAGGGAGUGGAGACUAUAACGAGCCUGUACCUGAUCCUCCUGCAGCCAGGAGGGCAGCUUCCACGGGAGCGAUCUCAUCUCACGGCGCAUCGAGUCAGAGCUAUGAUGCUUCAAGACCGGGAUUGUCUUCGAGGCAAGCAAGUUGGCAGCCUGGAAUGCCAUUGCCAGGCCCGCCUCCUGGGCCACCCCCUUCGUCCUCGAGGUAUCAGAGUGCAACUGGCGUUCCAACGUUUGCUCAGGUGGGACCCAGCUCUCGAGCGAACAACUAUCGCGUGCCUCUGCGGCCGCCAGUUUUGAGCCCGCUCCCUCCAACACCGGCCAACUGGAGCGACGAUGUCUCGUCCCGACGUACUGGAAAAUCACCGAUGUCGCUGCACAUAGAGACAACGAACUUGGACAGACCGGUGCCUCUGCCUGCUGGACUGAACCGAAGUGCUGCAAUGCGGCUCUCUUCAUACAAAGGUCUUCUCGAGCGGCGGAAACAACGAAGAAGCAUAUACGAAGGUCCAACGGCAGAAAGCAGUGCUUUGACCAUUGAGACUGAUCCCUGGUCUGAAGCUAUAAGUCCAUCCGUCUAUAGUAACGAACAUUCACCAAUCCUUGAAUCCGCUGGGCCAGAAGUGAUGAGCGCAAAAUUCGAGCGGCAUGCCGGCCAAACAUUCAACAAGUUGGCCCAGCGAGUCCAGCCAUCCGAAGGUGGGCGGUCGCUCUACCUCUCCAUGAAUGAUCGCAGUGCAUCUUUCACUGGCGCAGGUAACAACGUCAUUGGUGCACCGCGGACUUCUUCCAAAGCGCUUCCCACACCUCCCCUUAGCCAGAAGAACCCAGCUUCUGCUCACAGUAUUCUACCCUCGACCGCUUCCUCAGUCUCAGAACCAGCCCAAGGUGAACAGGACUCCUUUAUCGCCCAAGCAUCGCAUCGGCAUCACGAGUUUUUGCUUCGUGAAAGCCAGGCCACCUCUGACUUGGACCGUCUGCGGCUUUUCAUGACUUUCAUUAUCGGAGAGUCCAAUAUCCGACGACAACGCUAUCCUGGGCCGUUUGUGGAUGGAAUGUUCGAUGCAGAUAUGGCCAAUCAGCGUCUCUUUAACGGGACUCUUGGCGAUGUUUCUCGUGAGACAGAGAUUGUUGCCACUGAGACAGACCACCCCAGGCAGACGCCCGAGAUCGAUUCAUCUUCCCACCCGGAAGCUACGUGGUGGAGAGAGUUCCGCCCGGCUCUCUCGCCGAUUGCCAGCAUGAGCAACGACGAGCUAAGCUCCCGAGGUCGUACAGCCAGCCGGUGGUGGCAGUCUCAGACGGGGUCAGAGACCGAUGGAGGCACCAAGACGAUGAAAAGAACCAAGCGGGAGUCCAAGUACAUGGGUCUUUCAACGCUUUCGGUGCAAGAAGUGCUGUCAGCAGAGACAACGCCCAGGGAGUUUCAUGACAUCAACCACGUCGAUGAUGCGUACCCGGAAGAAAAGGGAGAAAAGGUCAACCAAAACACGUUCGGCUUAUAUACGGAGGGGGCCUAUGACCCGACAAGAGACAGGCAGCUGUCCAAAUCGCAGGCUCCGUCGCUGCUGGACAUUUCACGAUUCAUCACUUUGCCUCCACCAUAUCCAAGACACUACCCUGCAAUCAAUAACGGACAUCCGAGAUUGUCGACCUAUCGAAAUGCGGUCCGGACAUUGAGUGACCUGAACGAAUUACAGAGCCGCAGGUCGCGACAUAACGUUGCCGUCGAGGCAUUACGCGCGGAGCACGUGCGCACAGUCAAUGAGCGGCAGCAGUCUUUCCAGGCCCAUGUUCAAGUGCAGAUCAGCGAGGGCAGUAUCAGCUAUGCUGAAGCGGCCGAAGCCGAGCAAGCUCUGCGGCUGGAAGACCACAAGGCUGAAAAGGAGUGCUUGCAAGCCGAGUUCGACACGCUGCAGGAUGUACUGAUCAACCCAAUGCACGAUAUGCUCAACGACCGGAUUACACAAGUCAGCGCUAAGAUUGACGAUCUGACCAAAGAGCUGGUGGCAGAAAUGCACGGUCAGAACGUUGACCGCCCGCAACAGGAGGGAGACGCUAUGCCGGAGAUCCUGGAAUACCUCACCCAAUUGAAAUGGCUUUUUGAGACACGCGAACACAUGCAUCGAGAGGUCUUUGAUCUCCUCAGUGAACGCAAUGAGAAAUACAAAGCCAUUGUCUUGCUUCCUUACCGUCAGGUCAACAACCUCGACAAGCUGCGGGACACAGACGAUUUCUUUACUCGGGACGGGCUGGAACGACGGACCAGAUUUUUUGCAGAGGCGGCUGUGCGAUAUGAGAGGUUUGUUCAGCUGGUUGCCGAGAACGUGGCGCGGGAAGUAGACUUGCAGUCCUCCGCCUUCUGGGAUAUUGCUCCUCUAGUGUUGGAUCUGGUUCAGAGAUUGCCCAACGAACCCGAGCAGCUGGGAGCCAUUGAAAUACCGGAAGCCGAGUAUGCGGAAACUCCGAGCUAUCGAGACUUCCCACAGCAAUAUCUCUAUUCUCUGCUGGAACAUGCCGAAAAAUCGACUUAUCAGUUCAUCGAAUCGCAGAUCAGUCUCCACUGCCUGCUGCACGAAGUCAAGGGAGCGCUCAUUGGGGCACAAUGUCGAGCAGCUGAAGCUGCUAAUGCUAGGGAGACCAGAGACAGAAGGGGGGAUGAUACGAGUCAGAACAACGACAUUAAAGAUUGGCAGAUUGAGCAAGAGACCUCGGCUACUGCUGAAUUGAAGCAGCAGGUGACAAUGAUCGAAGAGCAAUGGUACGAGGCAUUGGGCAGUGCGUUGCAGGCCAAAAAAGGGCAGGUCAAGAUGUGUCUGGAGAAGAUCGGUGGAUGGGAUGAAUCCUUGGAAAUGGAGGCAUAG
Molecule: messenger RNA, 2982 nt
Organism: Capronia coronata CBS 617.96
Lineage: Eukaryota; Fungi; Ascomycota; Eurotiomycetes; Chaetothyriales; Herpotrichiellaceae
Exons: 1
Coding region: 1-2982 (993 amino acids)
Source: RefSeq, a predicted model, not a curated record